Messenger RNA from Onthophagus taurus, 825 nucleotides. Its product is annotated as X-ray repair cross complementing 2. Gene Ontology annotation, molecular function: four-way junction DNA binding. Gene Ontology annotation, biological process: double-strand break repair via homologous recombination; DNA strand invasion. Gene Ontology annotation, cellular component: Rad51B-Rad51C-Rad51D-XRCC2 complex; centrosome; replication fork. NCBI's taxonomy places the organism in Eukaryota, Metazoa, Arthropoda, Insecta, Coleoptera, Scarabaeidae. The record is from RefSeq and is a predicted model, not a curated record.
UUAAAUUAACCUCAAAAUUAAGUUAAAUAUUUCAAAUAUAUUUUUAUUAUUUCGUUAUUUUAAAAAUGACGGCAAAUAUUGAGUCUGGUGUACAGUUAUACGCGAGAAUUCGCGAAAAUUCAAUACCUACAAAGUUAAAGUACCCGAUUUUCGAAAAUACCGUUGAUCCCAGUGAUUUAAUUGAAAUUACCGGAGAUGAUAAAGCUGGAAAUGCGUUAAUUUUGGAUUUUAUAAUUCAAUCAAUAACCCCUGAAGAAUACGGCGGAAAUGGAACGAAUACAAUUUUUGUAAACACCGAACAUCAACUUACAAUCCCAAUUUUUAUAAGGGGGUUAAAAAGUUUCAUGAAACAUCACAAAAUAGAGAAUGAAAGCUUCAUAGACGAUUGUAUGAAAAACUUGAGCAUUAUAAAUUGUUAUAGUAGCGACAAAUUAAAAUUUACGUUUAUGCAUAUAGAAAGAUUGUUGUUGGAAAACAUUGAAAUUAAGUUAGUUGUUAUCGAUUCAAUGUUUACUUAUUAUUGGAUGGAUAAACCGACUGUUGGAACAUUGACAAGUUUUCAAAAGUACUGUGCUAAUAACAUUAAUUAUUUAUUAAAUGUUAUUAAAGAUCUAAAUGUCGUUUUGAUUUGUAAAAGUAUUAAUAAGAAUUUGAAAUCAAAUUACAAUGGAUCUAAACGUAAUUAUAUUCUAAAUAUCUCGGAAAAUGGAGAAAAUAUGUAUAAAGUUGAAAUAUUUGAAGAUGGUGUUUCUAAAAAUCAAAUACAAUUAGAAGUAAAACCUUUUGUUAGGCUCUCUAAGUAAAAAAUUUUUGAUUAUGUAUGCA